AUGCUGCGCGGCUUCGAUACAGCGCUCCGCCUCCUCCAACCCAGCCUCCAUUUCCCGGGGCCGCCGUGCGUUCCCCCGGUGACCGUGAUCGCGCUGCGCGGAGCCGCCGGCCCCGCCCCCAGAUAUCCGGCCCCGCCCCCAAAGCCCCGGACGCCCGGCCCCGCUCCCAGACGCUCGCCCCGCCCCCCCCCGCCCCCCCCCCCGAGACACCCAUUCUCCAUUCCCCCACUAUUCCUUCCUCCGCAGUCCGAGCCCCGCCGGCUCGCGAUCAGGCGUCACCCGCACGAUCUGCGCAUGCCCUUGACCUUUUGGCGGCCAUGUUUGUUGGGGGCCCCAACCGCUGAACGUUGCACUUCCCCAGCAACGUGCGGGGAAAACAUGUCGCCAGUUCCUAGACAUGGAGUGAGGAGGUCGGGGGUCACCGGCUAUUCCCGAAUAUGGUCGCGGGCAGUUCUUUAUCAUUUGAGUACACAAGUAUGGUCGGCAAACAUGAGUGUCUGCAUUGCCCAUGAAGACACACAAAGUAUUCUUGAACAGCAACUUCCGCAUCUGCGUGGUGAAAAAGGCUCCAUCACCAUUCGUAUUCUCAAUGACGACAGAGCCCAGCGUAUCAAUACAAAAGACAAAGCUGAGUUGGCUGAACAUUUUAAGAUGAAUAUCAAGGAAAUUAAAACAUCAAGGUUGGCUUCAGAAUGAAAACUUGACCCCUCACUUAAAAAUUGAAGAAACUCUGGUCAAAUCUUCAUAACUACCAUGUAAACAAUUAAGUACAAGUGCUCAAUUGGCAAAUUUGUUUCCUUUGAAAUUUAAACGCAUCUAGUAAAUUCAAAUGAGAAGGAAAAGAUUGGAAGCCAUUCCAUCCCUCCUUUUCUGGUCAUAACACCAAUACACUUAACAAUGUGGAAAUAAAUGUGGGACAAUGUAGCUGAAAUACUGUUGUUAAGCACUGAUGGAAAAUAAUUAGGUACUGCAGUCAAAUAAGCAGAAAAUGCCCCUUGCAACUUAAACCCAUCAUCAGUAUUAAGUGUCAGUCUUGGUUUAAUGGUGUCACUCUGAUCUCUCGGUUAGAAAUUUAAGUCGUUCUCCAGAGAAAUAAUACAUAAUCUAAAUUGACUGUUCAGUACCAAGGGAGCCUGACCUUUGGAGGUUUCAUCUGUUGGGUGAGUUAUUAAACUCAUCUGCCCACUCAUUUGGAUAUAAAAUAUCCCAUGGCAGUCCUGCACAGAAGAGAAAAUGAGUUCAGUUUUCUUCACUAAUAUUCACCCCUAAAUGGAAACAGCAAAGUCAACGGAUCCUGCUAACAUGCCAGUUGUCCUACUGAAGAGUUGAGUUCCCGAAUUAACUGUGCCUAUUGUCAAGGUGUUCUAGCACAGCGACAACACGUGCAUUUACUCAUGCAUUUACCCAACAAUGUUGAAAAUUACCAAGGUAUCUUGUGCUCACAAAAGGCAAGACAAAUCCAAUGGGACCAAUUAACACCUGAUCAAUUUACAGAACAAAAAAUGGUACUCAGCCACAAUUUCCUGCCCAAUGCUCAGUUUGAUUUCUGCCUAAGCCAGUUAUCCAGACCUCAUUACACAAGUAGACCAUACAUGGACAAAAAUGUCGAAUUAUAAAAAUGAGGUAAGAGUAAUUGCUCUUAACACCAAGGUAUUUGAACAAUUAUGGCAUCAAGAACCCCUAGAAAAACCACAAGGUUGGACCAUUGGUCCACUCAUCUUCAACUGCGCCAUCAAUAACCUUUCGACCAUUAUAAUAUCAAUAGUGGUACUUUUGUUAAUACUUUCACAGAAUUCCAUACCAUUUAUAAUUUCUCAGAUACAUGCCCACAUAAAGCUAGAACUGGAUAACAUUCAGGCUUAGGCUGAUAUGUGACCAGUGACAAUUGCGGCACACAACUGCCAGAAAAUGAUCAUCUCCAACAAGAGAAUAUCCAAUCAUCUCCCCUUGAUAUUCAACACCAAUGCCAUUGCUGAAUUCCCCACUAUCUACAUCCUGGGCAUUACCAUUGUCCGUAAGGUUAACUUGACCAGCUGUUUAAUUGUUGUGGCUGCAAGAGCAGGUCCGAGGCUGAGAUUCCUGCAGCAAGUAACUCACUUCCUAACUCCCCAAAGCAUGUUGUCUAUCCACAUAUCACAAAUCAGGAAUAUGAUAGAAUACUUUCCACUUACCUGAAAGAGUGCAGCUCCUACCGUACCAUCGAAGUAGUUUACAACCACCACCAUAAAUAUUUGCUUCCUCUGUCACCAGUGCACAUUAGCAGCGAUUUGUACCAUCUACAAAUGAGCUACAGCAAGUUACCAAGUCUCUUUUAAUAGCACCUUCCAAACCUGUGACCUCUUACAUUUAGAUGGACAAGGAACAGACACAUGAGAACAUGCCAAACUGCAAAUUUUCUUCCAAAGAAAGAUGUAUAGGUGUAAAUUUUGAUGCAGUUGAUUUUGAGAAUGCUGCUGAGGAUAUAGUAAAUUAUUUGUAUGAAUAAUUAAAUUAGAUACAAGCAAAUAAAAUAAAUAAAAUGGAAGUAAAUUGUGUUUUUUUUCUCAAAUGAUGUAUUUGUGGAUAAAAUUUUGAGUGAAUUUAAAUGCUUGUGUUUCAUAUUUGUGGAAAGAAGAUUGUUAAUUAUUAUAAUUGUGUGAAAGAAGUUAAUCAAGUGAAUUAUUGAAUUAAAUCUAAUGGAAAUAAGAUACAUUUUAAAUAAAUUACUGCAUAGAAACA
This is a messenger RNA of Rhincodon typus (whale shark), 2718 nucleotides long. RefSeq names its product formin-like protein 3. NCBI's taxonomy places the organism in Eukaryota, Metazoa, Chordata, Chondrichthyes, Orectolobiformes, Rhincodontidae. The record is from RefSeq and is a predicted model, not a curated record. The transcript has 5 exons. Bases 1 to 696 code for a protein of 231 amino acids.